Papaver somniferum (opium poppy) is the source of this 865-nucleotide messenger RNA. Its product is annotated as 50S ribosomal protein L27-like. Gene Ontology annotation, molecular function: structural constituent of ribosome. Gene Ontology annotation, cellular component: ribosome. The coding region runs from base 149 to 643 and encodes 164 amino acids. Gene Ontology annotation, biological process: translation. The transcript has 4 exons. Lineage: Eukaryota; Viridiplantae; Streptophyta; Magnoliopsida; Ranunculales; Papaveraceae. The record is from RefSeq and is a predicted model, not a curated record.
GCCUCAAGUAAAACACAAUUUAGGGCCAAUUUAGAGCCCGAGGUUGAUCAAUGAUCACCAAGUUUGGUCUCUUGUUUGCUUUCUUCCAUUUCCCAGUUCCUCUUCCUCACAGCUUGAUUCUGCAGAUACAGGUUUACCUCAGUCAAAUAUGAAUAUAAUGAAUAAUCUUUCUUCAACUCUAUGUAGAAGAGGGAAUCUGAGAGAGCUGAUUACCAAUGUUUCCGUCUAUAGCGGUCUUUCUGAUGUAGCAGCUGAAGGAGGACUAGCAAGCUUGAUGACCAGACGAUGGGCUACAAAAAAGGCUGCUGGAUCCUCAAAGAAUGGUCGCGAUUCAAAUCCCAAGAAUUUGGGGGUGAAGAAAUUUGGCGGGGAGCGAGUAAUUCCUGGAAACAUAAUAGUACGUCAGCGGGGCACAAGAUUUCAUCCUGGAAACUAUGUUGGAAUCGGAAAGGAUCACACCUUGUUUGCGCUGAAAGAAGGUAAUGUUAAAUUUGAGCGUCAUAAGCUGAGUGGCCGUAAGUGGGUUCACGUCGAGCCCAAAGAUGGUCAUGUGCUUCACCCUGUCUAUACCAAUAAUCCUAAAGAAGGUCAUAUUAUCUACGCCGAUAAAACCCCUGUUGUACUAGAGACAGCUAAGGCUUAGGGUUUAACGUUUAGAAAGCAGCAAUGAGUUCGUUAAUCCCUGUUCCCAUAUAGAAUUUUGGAGGAUUGUUCAUUGCCUUUUUACUUUGAUUACUCUAUGUUUCAGCUCUCUUUCUGUCUAUAUUUUGUAUUAUUUGAGGAUAGUCACAGAAACAGUUUUUUAUUCCGACUAUUCCAUCGGAAUAGGAAUGUCUGCUUGUUUAUUACUAUUGUUGAGCAUCUA